Molecule: messenger RNA, 2429 nt
Organism: Owenia fusiformis
Lineage: Eukaryota; Metazoa; Annelida; Polychaeta; Sabellida; Oweniidae
Source: the annotation of a GenBank genome assembly
AGGAGGUACGGAUUGCACUGAACGAAAACUUUAUGAUUCACUCCGAUCCAGGCUUUCCACGCGAAAAAGAAUAUUUCUUUUUCCUUUCCUGAGACUAACAUAAAUAGUCAUCUCAGUUCAGUUUGAAAUGUCGAGUACAAGCAAGGAUGCACCGGAUAAAAAGCGUAAGAAGACAAGUAAAAGUGAUUUGAGUCCUCUGAAAGGAAGUGGAUUAGAUGGAAAGAAAAUAAAACUGGAAACUCACAGAGAUUCAAGAACAAUCGUGGUGGCUCAUGGGACCAAGAGUCCAAGGCAGUUGUUUUACCAAGAGGAUGAAGAAUCAAUGAAACGUGAUGCCAAGCAGGACAUGGAGCUCUACAAGGCUGCCUGUGAGGAAAUACAACUGAUGAUGUUAAAAGUCAAGAAAAUGAAAGACUCUGACUCUAGUGACACUGCUGUAUUAGAUGAAUGUAGGAUCCAUGGCUCUCUCCAGUUCGCCACCCUGAAGAAACUGAAUCGUUUGGCACACAUGAGAUGUAAAAAAGUGCGAGAUAGCACACAUGAGGCGAAGCAGAAGAUUGACCAAUACAACUUACAACUACAGAAUCUUCUGUAUGAAACAACUCAUUUACAGAAGGAGAUCACAAAAUGUUUGGAAUUCACGUCUAAAGACGAGGAUAUUGAACUGGUUGAUGUUGAAGAAUUCUACAAAGAGGCACCACCUGAAAUCAGCAAAAUUGAGAAAACAGAAGGAGAUGAACAUGAGCUGAGACUGGCCAGACUUGACUGGGAAUUGGAGCAGAGGAAGCAGCUUGCAAAAAAGUUGAAGGAUGCCUUAUCAAGUAAAGAGGGGCUUUCUAAAAAUAUUGCUACCAAGAAGGAAAACCUGGAUAGUCUCCAACCAAAACUGAAUGCCAUUCUCAAGGAGACCAAGCCGAUCCAAGAGGAACUUGGAAUGCCAUUUGAUGAGGUUCGACAACAACACAAGAUGGCCAGAUUCUUGCCACGUCCUCUAUAUGUACUUUACAUGCAAGCAUCAGCCUAUCAUGAGGCUUGUGACAAGGCUAUGAGUGUUACAAUCAAUGGUGAAAUGGAGGAGGUGAAAUCACUAGAGCCUGACUAUGCUGCAAAACUUCUAUUUGACAGUGACAGUGAACCUGAAGAACAGGAAGAUGGAAAGAAAGUAUCUAAACACAGGAGGAAGACAGCAGGAGACAAGUUAGACCUGAAGAGAAAGAAAUUGCUCAGGCAACACCCCCUAACAGUUGAUAUAUCCAUAAACUGUGGAGAUUCUAACGUGCUGGAGCUGAACUUCUGUUACUUGAUGCUGUUAGAGGUUGUCACUGUGAAACUGAAAGCAAACAUUAAUGCUACAACUUCUAUAUCAGGAGGGGACCUGUUAUCUGAAGACAUGCUUUUGAACUGCCUAUACCCUGGUGAUGAUGGUAAAACAUCCCCUAAUCCCACUAAUGGUUACCCCCUCAAUAAAUUAGGCAUCACAAGACUGGAUAAUUUCUCUGGCACAAUUGGCAAGCCAUACAUGUGGGCCCAAUGGCUUUCAGGUCUUGAGUUUCUAGAGAGUGAAGAUGCUGAGUUUAAUGUCAACCAGCAAGCCUCAAACUCUGUCAGCUCCAGCCGAAUGGAAGAAACCCUGUUAAAGAUCAGACGGAGAGUCAAUUCAAGAAUUGCCCUCCAAAAGCAGCUUGCAUCCCUUGAGAGAUGCUCAGUGAAUGUAUCACCAGAACAUUUAGAAUUGUUCCCACAUAAGGUUCUCUCCAAGAUUAGCAGCUGGAAGAGGACAACCUAUGAAGACUUUGUUUCUGUGCCAUAUACAGAGGAAAUGACAGAAGAGGGUCUUGUACAGGAGUCUGAUAUGUUCUUCACAACAGUUCUUGAGAGGGGCUCUGCAAAACUUAUUGCUCAAGUUGUCAUCAGUCCAGAUUAUCCUAACCAGCCACCUCUUUUAGCCACCCAAGUGCAUUAUGGGACAAAACGCACUGCAUUCUCAGAUGAAAGUAUCAAAGAAAUAGAAGCAGAAGUUAAUCUCCAUUUUGAAGAGCUCACCAGCCAGAAGUCAUGUGACCAACUGUUAUCCAAUCAGAUGCAGCGGUUACUGAUGUGUUUUGAUGUGUAUUUGGAGACAGAAGAAAACAAUGCUGCUGUGUCUGGACCUAAAGAGUUUCCAAAGGAGAACAUAUACCAGAGGACUUGCAGGGGCAGGAAUCGUGGGAGACCUUACUUCUACAACAAACUAAGAGGCUAUUUUAUACAAAGACACUAAACACUAUUAUUGAUGAGAGACACUAAACCUACUAAAGAUUUAACCACUAGAAUACCUACUAAACAGGGUUAUAAGAAAGCCCUAUUCAAACCUCCUAAAAAUUGUAAAAAACAGACAAGACCUAAAUGUAUGUUACAUGUAUGUAAAUAUAUAUGUUUCUUAAAAAACA